UGACAGGAUAGCUAACGGCCAGGAAAAAUACAGUGGAAAAUGCAAAACAACGAAAUCAUAAAACCUGCCAAAUACUUCUCAGAAUUGGAAAAGAGCAUCUUGCUUGCUUUAGUGGAAAAGUACAAAUAUGUUCUUGAAUGCAAAAAGAGUGAUGCGCGAACUAUUGCACUCAAGCAGCGUACCUGGCAAGCGCUCGCCCACGAAUACAAUUCCCAGCCCAGCGUUUCCCUGCGGGACUUCAAGCAGCUGAAGAAGUGCUGGGAAAACAUCAAGGCUCGGACCAAAAAGAUUAUGGCCCAUGAGAGGAGAGAGAAGGUGAAGCGGAGUGUCAGCCCCCUUCUGAGCUCGCACGUCCUGGGGAAGGAGAAGAUAGCCAGCAUGCUGCCCGAGCAGCUGUACUUCCUGCAGAGCCCGCCAGAGGAGGAGCCCGAGUACCACGCCGACGCGGCCGCCCAAGAAUCAUUUGCUGUUUCAAAUAAUAGAGAACUGUGCGAUGAUGAGAAAGAGUUCGUACACUUUCCAGUAUGUGAAGGGACCUCGCAACCUGAACCCUCAUGCUCAGCUGUCAGAAUAACAGCCAAUAAAAACUACAGGAGCAAAACUCCUCAGGAAGGCGCUUUAAAAAAGAUGCACGAGGAAGAACACCAUCAGCAAAUGUCCAUCUUACAACUGCAACUGAUCCAAAUGAAUGAGGUUCACGUGGCCAAAAUCCAGCAGAUAGAGCGGGAGUGUGAGAUGGCCGAGGAGGAGCACAGGAUAAAGAUGGAAGUGCUCAAUAAGAAGAAGAUGUACUGGGAGAGAAAACUGCAGACGUUUACCAAGGAGUGGCCGGUUGCCUCGUUUAACCGGCCUUUUCCUAAUUCACCAUAAGACUCCGUGGUGGCUCACUUGUAAUUAAUGUGUGUUAGCAGAGAAAGUCUGGGACAUGAACAUGUGCUCAGGAACCUGUAACUGAGCUACGACUAGGAAUAUGAUAGCGUGGUAGGCGUCACUUAUUUACAAAUACAUUCAGGUAUGUAGACAGCUGCACCCUCUGUCCCCUUUAUAAGUGGCAAAGAAGCUGUUUUUAGUCUUUUGAAACCAUCACUACGAGUGCUAUAAUUCUGAAUGUAAUGUCUCCCUUUAAUUAGCAUUUAUAC
Elephantulus edwardii (Cape elephant shrew) is the source of this 1139-nucleotide messenger RNA. RefSeq names its product Myb/SANT-like DNA-binding domain containing 3 (gene MSANTD3). Lineage: Eukaryota; Metazoa; Chordata; Mammalia; Macroscelidea; Macroscelididae. Bases 40 to 870 code for a protein of 276 amino acids. The transcript has 2 exons. The record is from RefSeq and is a predicted model, not a curated record.